AGGCAUCAUGCUUUGAAAACCUGAACCCAUGGUGUCUCUAGCUACAGCUCUCAAACCACUCUCUCCGCUUUCAUCAUUUGUUAAACAACAUAAAACCAGUAACAAUAAUGCUUUCUCUACUUAUUGCACCUAUACCUAUACAAACUCAGGUCUCUUCAAACGAGAAGGAGCCGUGCCUCAGAAGAAAUAUACGUUCGUGGGUGUUCAUGAUGCAUCAGAUCAGGUCGAGAGCUCCUGGACGAUACCAUUGUCCGAGGUUGUGGUGGUCAGAAAGAAGAAAGCAUUUUGGCAAAGGAGUUGGAAUUAUUGGGAUGUGAUCAGGUUAGUCCAAUUCGCUGGGGUUCAUUUGCUGAGCCUCUCGGCUCCAUUUUACUUCAAUUGGUCAGCUUUUCGUGUUUUCUUUUGGAUCGUUGUCAUCAAUGGGAUCUGUAUCACCUUGUGUUAUCAUCGGAAUCUAUCUCACCGAAGUUUUGAUCUACCGAAAUGGCUCGAGUAUCUAUUUGCUUAUGGUGGCCUUCUGGCUUUUCAGGGAGACCCAAUAGAGUGGGUGAGCAACCAUCGGUACCAUCAUAAGCAUUGUGAUACACAACGUGACCCACACAGUCCUAUACAGGGAUUUUGGUUAGUCACAUGGAUAUUUGAUUCAGGUUGUAUCCACAGAGAAGGUAUUAAAUGUGGAUGCAUGCAGUGUGGUGGACAGGAGAAUGCAAACGAUCUCGUGAGGCAGCCCUUCUACAAGUUCCUCCAGCGAACCAUACUUUUUCAUGAGAUGGCUUUUGCUCUUCUCCUCUAUAUUGGUGGACGCAUGCCCUUCCUCGUCUGGGGAAUCGGUGUGGCAAAUGUGGCUCGAUACCACGGGACUUUUCUGGUGAACUCAGUUUGCCAUACAUGGGGACGAGCUUGGAACACACUGACCUCUCUCAAAAACAAUGGGUGGGUAGCGGCUAUAACAUUUGGUGAAGGAUGGCAUAACAAUCAUCAUGCGUUCGAGUUCUCGGCUAGGCAUGGACUAGAGUGGUGGCAGCUCGACUUUACUUGGUAUCUUAUUAAAUUUCUCGAAGCUAUUGGCUUGGAAAACGUUAAGUUACCUUCUGAAGCUCAAAGGAAGACGAUGGCUUGUAACUAG
This is a messenger RNA of Raphanus sativus (radish), 1126 nucleotides long. RefSeq names its product probable lipid desaturase ADS3.2, chloroplastic. Lineage: Eukaryota; Viridiplantae; Streptophyta; Magnoliopsida; Brassicales; Brassicaceae. The record is from RefSeq and is a predicted model, not a curated record. Gene Ontology annotation, biological process: lipid metabolic process. Gene Ontology annotation, cellular component: endoplasmic reticulum membrane. Gene Ontology annotation, molecular function: oxidoreductase activity, acting on paired donors, with oxidation of a pair of donors resulting in the reduction of molecular oxygen to two molecules of water.